Daldinia caldariorum is the source of this 1857-nucleotide messenger RNA. Its product is annotated as kinase-like protein. The coding region runs from base 1 to 1857 and encodes 618 amino acids. Gene Ontology annotation, biological process: protein phosphorylation; intracellular signal transduction. Gene Ontology annotation, cellular component: cytoplasm. Lineage: Eukaryota; Fungi; Ascomycota; Sordariomycetes; Xylariales; Hypoxylaceae. Gene Ontology annotation, molecular function: protein serine/threonine kinase activity; ATP binding. The record is from RefSeq and is a predicted model, not a curated record. The transcript has a single exon.
AUGGCGGAAGUCUUCCCCUCCGAGGAGAAGACGGAGCCGUUCACCCCGGAAGAGCUUCAGCAGAGGCUCCUCGGAAGCAUACAGGUCGACGAGGUCGACGAUGCGCAUCAAGACACGGUACCCUUGGACGACCUAGUCGUCGAGGAAGAUCACCAUAAGCAAGGCAUUCGUAUUCUGGUCCGGCCGCUGACGCGGAACCGCUCAGUGAGCCCCGGAAGCGACAACAUCCAGUGGUUAGCAUUGCGCGCCGAGGUGGCUGACCCUUCCCAGCCUAUGUCCAGAGUGCUCGCGGUGACUCAGACUUCCAAAGAUAUCAAUUUCUCCAUUAGAAUACCUCAAGGUGAUGACGAGAAUAGACCGCCGAUAUGGUGCGAGCUGUACUAUAACCCUGUCAGCGAUAGCUUGAUCUUGUUGAACAAGUCGGACGUGCCCAUUGUUCUCGCUAGGAUAUCCCAGUCACGUCCCGUCCCUGGCGCAAACCCCGACCAGGAACUCGUCCCGGGUCAUACCAAGGACUUGUCGCCGGGCACAUGGCGAAUCAGCGUCUACACAAUUCCCGUCCUCGACUUCAGAAUACUAGAGAAGCGUCCCGCAAUGCGUCUAAUCCCUGGUAACGCCACCGAGUCGUCGACAAUUUCUAGCUCGGACGUCGUGAACUCUUUCGGGAAGCGAUCCUUCUUACCCGAUGCCAGCGAUGACGAGGUAGAUAGCCCAGUCGCCGAGAAAAGGGUUCGCAAAGAUGACGGCGAAGACGAAGACGGCGUCAUCAUCUUCAUGGGACCGGAGGACAAGCAGCUUAUGUUCCCUCUUCCUAACGCGGCCAAGACGAAGGAGGUUGCCAUACCCAACGGCCACGCCCUCUUGGAGAUCCAGAAGGACGAGACGGCCUCCAUCCCCGGCGGAUGCGAGCUCGACGAGUACCAACUAACGAAGCGCGAGCAGAUCGCCACGACGGGCGCCUCCUCGGUGUUCACCGCGGAACAUUCCAACGUUUCGGAGGGAGUCAUCACAGUGAAGGUACUCAAGACUCGCAACCCUAAUGCCUCGGAUGCUCGGCCGCAGGAGACGCAUCGUAACGUGAUCCGUCAAGCGGACAUCUGGCUGCGCGAGUAUCAGAGCCAAGAGGACCUACGACACAAAUCCAUCGUUCGGUUGUACGGUGGCGACGCACGGUACUUAUCGCUAUACAUGGAGCACGUGGACGGCAAGGACCUCGCGGCUCGGGGCGUGUGGCGCGACGGCGCUACUGAUUUAUUCGUUGGCAACCGCCAUGACGCCGUACGCAUCUUGCGCGACAUCGCUGGCGCUCUGCACUACGUACACCAGAAGCGCAAGAUCCACAACGACAUCAAGCCAGCUAAUAUCCUGUAUUCGCGGGAACGCGGCGCCGUCCUCUGCGAUUUUGGCUUGUCAACUCGCACUACCGAUCCGGCAACUAGUGGCGGUACCCCAUAUUAUGUACCCCCCGAGUUCAUCGGUCAAAAGCUACGUGGUCCCGAAUCUGACGUAUGGGCCCUCGGCGUCACCAUGUUAUACGUUUUACGCAAGAUCCCCUUCCCAGACGCCCGGGGACGACAAGGUCACCCAAAACAGCUCUACUGGAUGAUUGCAGAUAUAAAUCGGAAAGCGCCUCCUUUGCCGCAUAAUCACGGCCAUGCGGGUAGCAGGGUUACAUCGGCCGUCCAUCAGAUGCAGCAGUGGCUCGGCGAGGUCAACGAAGCUAAGGCCCGCCUAAACCAGCGGGAUCGUGUCGAGUUUUUAGUCCGGCAGAUGCUAACACCUAAUCGGAACCAACGCAUCACUAUGGAAAAAGUGAUGAGCGAACUGUUGAAGGAGAACGUAGCUCCCAGCAAGUGA